Molecule: messenger RNA, 29642 nt
Organism: Rattus norvegicus (Norway rat)
Lineage: Eukaryota; Metazoa; Chordata; Mammalia; Rodentia; Muridae
Source: RefSeq, a predicted model, not a curated record
ACAGGACAACCUUUCAGAGGAGAGACAGAGGUGCUGGCUGUCUGAGGGAACCUGCCGUUCAAUUCAGAAGCUGAAAUGCAGAACACAGUGGGCCUGGCAAAGGGAGCCUGGCUCCAGCUGAGAAGGCGUGCUCUGAGCUGACCUCCCUGUCAGCCUGCCAGCCACGAUUAACCUUCCCUCAAGUGGAUCCUUGUUAGCCCAGCCUUUCCCCCUCUGUUGCUCAUCUUUCAAAACUGGAAGCCAAGUGUUGCAAACUAUUACUCAAUUUUGCAGCCAAAUUCCUUUGUCCCCCCCCCCACUUCCAUCUCUCCCUCCCUUCCAACACACACACACACACACACACACACAUACACACACACUCACACACACACUCACACACACACACAUACACACACACUCACACACACACUCACACACACACUCACACACACUCACACUCACACACACACAUACUCACACACACACUCACACACACUCACAUACUCACACACACACUCACACACUCACACUCACACACACACACUCACACACACACUCACACACUCACACACACACUUACACACUCACACACUUGUGGCAAGUAACAUUCGGAACGCAUCUUUCUAAAGUCUACAGAGAACAGAGGCUAAGAAUUUUUUACACUAAAAAACUGUACAUAUGUUUGUCUCCUUUAUUUCCCCUCAAAACCUUGGUUAAAUAGGGCAGGGGUGUCUAUUUGCUUUGAUCAAAAAGCCACAAAAGUGUAUUUCUCAGGAAAGCAGAAAACCACUCAUGAUCUCAAGUGGAAAAAAUAUAAGGAAUUUGCUGAAUUUUUAACCUUAGGACAUAACAGAGAUAUUAUUUUAAAGUUGGUUGGUUAAUGUGGGCUGUGUUGGGACUUUCAUUGUGCCGUGGUUGGGUCCGUUCGGUGUUAUUUUAAUGAGUUUAUUGGUUCCGCACACAAAACACAACCACAUGGUGCUUGAAACUUUUAGGUAAUAAAUUUUCUUAUGAGGCAUUUGCUUGAAGGAAUUCUGUUAUAUAAUCAAUUGAUCUUUAACUCCGUGGACACAAAAAUAACUGUCCUGUUUCUAUGCAGAGACGGUAAAGAAUACGUGAUUACAAAAGCCAAAUGGAAGUUCCUGUGGAACGAACUGUACUCUUUAGUCAUCCUUCGCGUACGGGCAUUGUGGAGACAUCUACUUCACAGGCUUUGAUUAACUUUUAGAAUGAACUUGCAGCCGUCUAGUAAAGUCUGAGACAAGAAACCUUCCUUUUCUCUCUUCAUGUUUCCUGUCAUGAGGGGGUCUCUGAGCCAACACUCCUGAGGUUGGCAACAGGCCUUCUCCAAUACAGUUGUUAGACCGUCAAGUGCCCCACAGAGUAAAAGAUGACAACAAAGGAGAAAUGGCUUAGCUAAGGAAGUAGGCUAUGAGAGCAGACAGACCUGGGAGACUGAGUGAGAACAGACAACUGUCCUUGGGCACUAUACCCCUUUAUCCAUCCCCAUCCCUUACUUAUGAAUGGUGACAGACAAGGACAAGGCUUACCUGUGACAUCUGUCCUCCACCAUCUGACCUUCAGGCUAUACAUGCACAGAGAAAAGUCCUUAGGAUUAAAAUAUCAACUCUAUGUGCACCAAAAAUUGGGCUCUAUGAGUCUACCUUGGGGAAAUUUCAGACAUUACUCUCCCUAGAGUGACAUCAUCUCUUCCGCCACCCCUGUGCGAGCAGCUGUUAUUCUCUGGGACUCUGUGCAACAGAACACAGGAUAAAGUUCACGUUCUUUCUUCAGUCUUCAAGCUCAGAUAGCAAAAGGAAAUCCCAGUUAAGCCCGGUUCUCCCAGGACGUAAGCGUAUCUCGUUUGGAGAACUCAAAAGUUUUAGCAAUCCGAUUAACUAACAAGCAAUCCUCCGUCCACUUACAGCUGCUGGCCUUCUAGCAAAACAUCCACUUCCCCAGGGUCUCACCACUGUGAGAAGUGCUAGGUGGAUUCGGUCUGGUCCCAAAUGACUCUCACACAGUCAUUUGAAGCCCUGUUUGCAUUCGUUAUAGAAAUAGCUCAGGACAAUAAUAUUGGGAAGGAACAGCUCACAUUGGUAGGUUUCUGUUAAUUUUUUUUUAAAGAAUGCAGAGCUCAAAGUAACAGCUAACUCUACUUACAAAAAUUUCCAUUAAAAAAGAAAAACUAAAAAGUGGGGUGGCAAGAUGGCUCAGCUAGUCAAGAUGCUUGCCACAAGGCCUGACCAUCUGAGUUUCAUCCCUAGGACCCAUAAAGUAGAAGGAGAGGACUGCCUCCACAGACAUACUGGACAGCCACCUCCCCCAAUCAAUCAAUCAAUCAGUCAAUCAAUCAAUGUUUUAGUUUUUAAUUUUAAUUUCUUAACUUCUAAUUUUUAAAUUUAAAAAAAAAUUAAAGUUCUAAAGACAGUGUUUGAUCCACACAUUGUUAAGACUGAAAGAGCUGUAGUACACCUGAGGUGGAAUCACGCAGGUAGAGCCAAUACAUGGUCAUUAGGAUGUUACCUUCUCCACCCAAGCAGGUUGGACUUAAAUCACUGUGAUGAGCUGUAGAGGAUUUUGAUGGGGCAAAAGCCACUUGGACCCCUGGAACUUAGAACAGGAAGGACACGGAAAGCCAGCGAUGUCAUUUCACAUCAACAAGAUCUGUGUUCAGAAGAAGCAAACAGCUGGCCAAGAUGGACCCAGAACCCAGGUUCCCUGAAAACCUCACACAGUGCCCCCUUUCUCGGCCGCUCGAAUUGUCAAAUGAAAUCUGAACCCUCGGUCCCCUGGGCCAGAUGCCGAGUGUCACGUUGCUGUCUCCUAGGAUAUGUGUUGUGUCUAAGCAUGUGCCUGAAUUUUAACAUCAUCUGACUUUCGUUGACUGUAGAAGCAACUAGAAUAUCCCAAUGCGAUGUUGAAAAAAAAUCUGGGGCACAUCGGCGCUUUGGGGAGCUUGUCGAAGAUGGCGGCGCUGUGUGUGUGCCGGUUUGCAAGAAAGGGCUGGCUGUGGAAGCCUCCCUUGGCUACACGUAGAGAAUUUUGGUCUAGAUCCAGGAAGGAUCUGGUGGUGACUGAGACGGUGAAAGAAGUGAAAAAAGCACCUGUUUUGGUGUGUCCGCCCUUACGAAGCCGAGCAUAUACACCACCCAGUGAUCUCCAGAGUCGCUUGGAAUCUCAUAUUAAAGAAGUUCUUGGUUCAUCUCUUCCUAAUAAUUGGCAAGAUAUCUCCCUGGAUGAUGGACGAGUGAAGUUCAGACUCCUAGCAAAUUUAGCUGAUGACUUAGGCCGUGCAGUACCUAACUCCAGGCUUCACCACAUGUGCAGGGUCGGAGAUGUUCUUGAUUUCUAUAAUGUUCCUGUUCAAGACAGAUCUAAAUUUGAUGAACUCACUGCUAGUAAUUUACCUCCCAGUUCGAAAAUCAGUUGGAGUUACUGAGCAGUCCAGUCAGAACACAGUGAGACCAUUCUCAUUCUUCUCAUUGGGUGACUGACAGCGAACUUUGUGAGAUGUUACCUAUUAGAACUUGUUUCAGAACUUCCUUUUUGUAUAUUUUUUUUUCUCCUUGUAGAAGAACACAUCUUUUUUUUUUCUCUCUCUCUCUCUCAUGGAGAAUCAACAAAGAAAACAUUAAAAUCAAGCCUUGAUAAUUUAUGAAAACAUUCUUAUUCCAUGGUAUAUAGUCAGGGUUGUUGAGAGGAACAGAAGUGGUAGCAUGAAAGCCUAUUUAAAUGGGAUUUAUUAUGUUAGCUUACAUUAGGAUCUGGGUAGACCAUCAAUGACUGUCUCACACCAGAGAGGCCGAGGAUCUCGGGCACAUCCUUGAACCCUUCAUGAGGCGGACUGUCUCGGUAGUAGCAAGCCGUUGCUGAAGGCCUCGGGGAGUCUUUGACGAGCUUACUGGUCUUCAGUCCAUGCUGGCUCCCUGAAGAAGCUGUUCUGAUACAAACGAAGAGGUGCAGCAAUGGCAGGAACGAGAUACAUGUAUUUGCCAGGACAGAGAAGGCAAGCAGGCAGAAAGCCAGACCUUCCUUCUGCAUGGGUUCUGCCCACGUUACUGCGCACUUCCUUCUUGAGAGAUAAAUCCCCCAGUGGAAUGGCCAGCUGCUUGUCUUUUAGUUGACUCCAGAUCAGUCAAGUUGACAACCAAGAUUAACCAUCACACAAAAAUACUAAGUAACUUGGGUUUCAGAUAAGAGGCCAUUGCAAGUUCAAAUGUUUUCUUUGCCCUUCAUAUGGCUAAAGUAGUUUCAAUAUAAUCUUAAAAAAAAUCUCUACAGCAAAAUAAAAGAAACAAAAUCACUCAGAUUUAGUCUAAAGAACGCACAUGUUCAAACUUCCCGUUCUCAGUAGUUAAGUAUGUUUGUUGUGAUUUACAGUACGCUUGUGACCUUAACUUGACCGCAUGUUUCUUUCCCCCUGGCCACCGGCCUUGUCAGUGUCUUCGUCAGGCCUUCUAGGUUUUUGCCCCAGAGCCCACUGACAUUACUCAAGUUCAUCAGCGCCGAGCCUCGCUACCGCACCUUCUCAAUGGGAACCACAAAGGAAGGCUCCCGUGGCCCAUCCCUCUUUGUUUCUCUCUGCCUUUUGGUGCUUGCUUGGCUGGGUGACUCACUGUGGUACUCACUCUUCUUGAAAACUGUGAGCUGCUGUAUGUGGGCUCUGGUCUCUUGGCCUCCCCAUACCCACAUAUUAGAAACUACGUUUGAAAAGCAUCCCCUUUGCUUCUGCAUGUCGGUGCCUGGGCCACCUCAAAGAGAACAUGAUUUGGGCACACCAACUUUCUCUUGGAAGAUCAGGCCCUAUUCCCCUAAACCAUUGGCUCUCAACCUUCCUCAUGGGACAUACCUUAAUAUGGUUCCUUGUGUUGUGGUGAACCAACCAUAAAUUUAUUUUGGCUUGCUACUUGACUGUAAUUUUGCUAGUUACAAUUUAUAACGUAAAUCUCUGUGUUUUUCUGAUGGUCUUAAGUGACCCCUGUAAAAGAAAAAGGGUCAUUUGACCUCCGGGGAUCGAGACCCACAGGUUGAGAACCACUACCACGAACUCUGUACUAGACUUUGUCCAUAUUUAAGGUAGGCGGUGCCUUUUCUUCCUUUGCCACAAAAUAAACGUAAAACAAAGAGUCUGCAGACCUUAUGCAGAGCUGGCAAACAGGUUCUUCGGCAGGUUACUUUGUGUCUCAGUCUUUCUUCUGAAACCUGGACAUAACAAUAUCUUCCUUAUGGAGUUGUUGUGAAGACUGGCCCCCCCAAAAAAAUUCACACAAAGUACUUGUAGCGCCUCACACCAACACCAAAGCAGCCGUUAGAUCUGUGGGCUGCAACCCCCACAGACAUUCUGUGUGGGUUUAUAUUACACAUCAGAAAAGUAACAAAGUUGCAGUUCUGGAAUAGCAGCGAGCUAACUAUGGCUAGGAGUCGCCACAACAUGAGGCACUAUAUUAAAGGUUCCCAGCACUAGGAAGGCUGACAACCGCCACUUGAGGUACCUCAUGCUAAUGCUUGGUUGUUGCUGACACUACAGUGAUCGCGCGCUACACUGUCUCUUCUUUUCAUUCCCUGAAAUACUUAAUUCAUUUGACCUGAAACUUUUUUAUACAAAUGCAAUUUUCAUUAAUUAUAAUCUCAAAAACGGGGAGACAGUGGAAUCCCUGGUAGAAAAAGAGGGGUAAGGAAAAGAAGCGAGAACGGGCGACUUCAAAUGAAGUGGCUAUCGUCGGCAUCUGUUGGAGAAGAAAAUAUCCUUUCAUCUCUUAUCCUCUGUAUCAAACAAAUAAAAGGCUCUGUGUUUUGAAUGACGUUUUCUAUUUGCACAUAGGUGUACAGGUGUUGCAAAAGGUCUCCAGGAUAGUUGACAGCUCUGUGAGUGUUUUUACCUCAGAGAGGGAGCUGAGGGCCGGGUAUUGCAGAUUCACACCCAGGUGUGUUAAGGAAUGCAUGCUUUCAUGUUCGUGAAUGCAUGUUGCAGAAUCCUGGACCCUCCACAACAGAGGCAAUUCUGUCCAUCCAAGCCAGCAAAACAUCCAGCACAUGCAAACUGAAGGCAGGAAGUCUUCUAUCUUCCUACAUGUAAAAGGAGAGCUUAGCCCCCAAGUGGUGGAUAUACAGAGAGAUAUAGAGACAUAGAGAUGUAGGGAUAUAGAAAUAUGUAGAUAUGUACAUAUAUAUACAUAUAUACACACAUAUAUACUUAUAUGCACAUAUACACACACAUAUACAUAUAGAUAUAUAGAUAUACAUGAAGGCUCAUUUUUAUAAUUUCAAAGGCAAAUCAAAAGGACUUUCAGCCAUGCCUCUGUUACUUGUUAGCCAGAAGCAUUGACUAGAAAAGGGGAUUCUGUCUGCCUAGCUUCCGAAAAGAGCUUAAAGAAGAUAACAGAAUCCAAACAAUUCCAAGGGACCAGCUGGAAGAAGAGCCACCACACUAAAGAAAGUCCCCCAGGAGGAGGGGUAAGAAGAAAGUCACAGCCAGAGGAAAUAUUGACAAACUUAAACAGGGAAAGGAAUUCUGAGGUGCGCUAAUGUUCAAGGGGAGAAGAGUAACACGGGAGAAGGGGCUGCUGGGCUAGGACCCAAGCAACCCCUCUGCUGUGGAACUGCUUCACUUGUGGAGCACUGGGUAGCUCUCGGGAUAGCUAGAAUAUCUAUCUAUCUAUCUAUCUAUCUAUCUAUCUAUCUAUCUAUCUAUCUACCUAUCUCUCUUUCUCUCUCUCUUUACACAUGGGACAACAAAACAGAAAUGAGAGUAUAGGAAAAAAAUAAAUGAAUUUGCUCUGAGUAUAGGAUACUAAAGCACUUAGCAUGAUCCAAGGAGUAGGAAAAUAGCAUCUGAUACAUGGAAACACCAGACAAAUGAGGAGAGCAGUGUAUUAAAUGCCCUGGUCUGAAAGGCUCACUGUGUGUGCUAAGAGGAACUAAUAUGACAGUCUCAAAGCUCACACCACACAAUAAACCAAUAAAUCAGAAUCUUGGGGUGGAGGGUGAGGAAGGAAGGAUUACCAAAAUGUCCUCCAGCUCCAUCAGCUUGUCAGCCAAGUUUGAAAACUACUGGUCUAGACUGGGUGCCGUAGGCCACACCUGUAAUCUUAGGUCUUGGGGAGGGGGAUAAAGUAAAAGAAUCCCAAGUUCAAGUCCAGCUUGGUGCUGUAAUGAGAACUGCCUCAAAAAGAAAGAAAGACAGAAAGAAAGGAAGGAAGGAAGGAAGGAAGGAAGGAAGGAAGGAAGAAAAUUACAGAUAGAAAAGCAAAAAUCAAAACUCUGCACAUGUCACCCAAGUUAUCCUAUGAGCUUGUUUCAGACUAAAGAGGUGGUGGGUACCCAUUUAGAAAGCAAAGUUCAAUGGAUCGUUUGCCAUUGUUUUGUUUGUUUGUUUGGUGGUUGUUGUUUUGAGACAGGGUUUCUCUGUGUAGUCUCUGUGUAGUCUCUGUGUAGUCUGGCUGUCCUGGAACCACUCCGUAAACCAGCACAGAGAUCUACCUGCCUCUGCCUCUACAGGGCUAGGAUUAAAGACGUGCCACCCAACUUAGUCAGUCAGUGUAUCUUUUAAAGAGCAUUUCCUUUGGGAAUCUCAAUAUACAAGAACAAAUUAAAGACAAUGUUUAUUUUCUAGAAACCAGAGGGAAGGAGCGUUUAAAAAGGAAGAACCACUACAGAUUUAGCUGGCCCACCAAUCAACCACAGACUCUCUAGCAGAUGGACUUCCUCCGUCUCAGGUUUUGCGCAUGUGCAGUAAGAGAGCACUGCUCCGGACGAUCCUCCUUUGAGGAGUUUGUCAGCCUGACGUCUGAGGGGAUGGCAGCAGCAGGUGUAGUCAGAUUACAGAAAACAGGACCUUUCUGCACAGGCACGCCCCUCCUGUUUCUUCAGCUAAGCCAGCAGCAGGGUCUCCUCUCUGGCCAUGAGCUGUACUUAAAAGGACUUUAUUUGUUUUACAGUUUAGAGGCACACCCCCCAAGGUAGCCUCAGGAGCCCUUCAUUUCAUUAACGUUAAAUCAACAAGCUGGCCUUCUUUCUCCUCUCUAGCAGGAUUAAUGGAUUUGGGCCUGAUUUGUGCAUCGAGAUGCUAAACCUCUUGCUGAGAAAGCUAGCAGGCUUGACUAAUUCCCAGAAGUGCUAACUUCAUAAACUCACUUUAAGCUUAAGAUUAAAGAUAAUGACUUCGCAGUGCUGUAUGUGGCAGAAUGAUAUUCACUAUGCAUCAAAAAGUCAUAUAAAAAGACAAAGUACUUGAUAGAAUAACAUCGUGGGCAAUAUAUGAAUUUUACGCUUGGGAAAGGACUCAGUUCUGUUAAAAGCACGUUAAAAGGGGACCCUCCUAAACACGGCAGGGGAAUUAGAUUAUAGAGUUAUAUCUGUAAAAGAAUGCUGACAGUUAUAUUUUAAGCAGAAAAAAAAUUUACGAUUAGAUUACCAUAAAUAUGCUAAUAGAUGAUGCAGUGGUGUGAAGCUAGAACGUGGUGAAUUUCUGAAUGUAAUUUUUUUUUCUUCUCAGAAGCAAAUCUACUAUUCAGAUACUGUCUAUAAAGAAUCCCCCUACAUCACUUCAUACUUUUUAAAUUCCAAGCAGUCUUAAAUUCAGAGAACUCUGAAUAUAAAGGAGGAAACAAGGGAGAGGGGAAAAAAAUAGAUAUUUCCAGACCAUCUGAGAAGACUACAUGAAAAGCUUUUGAUCAAAGGGUCUUAAGUACACUUUACUGGUGUGACAAACAACAUUUUUAUCCCUUUAUUAGAUUUAUUUUUCUUCUGAAAACUGCAGUGGCCAGGGCAUGGUUUGUGAAAGAAAGCUGGCAGCGUUGUGUGCUUUGAUUCCUAAUUAACACCUUCAGUCUCAAAAGAGAACCAACAGAAAUACCAUAAAAUGUUACAGCUGCAUUGUGAUUCCGCUUGGUUGGUUUGUUAAAAGUCGACUGGGCAUUGGCAGCUGCAAUAAAGAGAAAACUCAAUGGGUGUUUUGUAUUGUGCCCACUGAAGUGGAAGAAGGCAACCAUUUUAUUUUUCAAAUGGGCAGCUGCAGAAGGGAGGGUUUAAAUGGAGCUAAGUAUAAGAUUUACUGUUAAUUUAUAGUAAAUAAAUAAUGAAAACUCAACUAGCUCUCCAGUCUUUACAGCCACAUCGCAGGAAGGCCGUGGAAGGAAAACCUAAGGACAAGAAUUUUUGAAAUGUCUUAGCAACUAAUUUGGGGGAGUCCAUCAAUAAGGAAUAGCAUUCGCUUAGAAUAUCAAAAUAUGCUUCUUGAAAGAGUCGUGCAAGCCGAAGCUUUAAAAACUGGCCAUUCCACUUCUAAACAGUAAAGAUAUAUCUUUCCUGUCAUUGGUAACACAACUCCCUCGUCCCACUUUGCUGAAUCCCUAAAAUUCGUUCAGAUGGGAACCGAAUAAGAUUCCGUACACCCCCCUACCUCACUUAUUUUAGAGAGCAUGGAGUUGAAUUUUGCCUUGGGUAGGGGAAUAAAGGAAGCAUUUAACUCUCGUCAGAUAAAUCUCACUCACAUUCAAAAAUGCAAUUAAGGAAAUAUGUAAAUCUAGAUGUUUCAUCAAACACUAGCUGAGGGGUUACUAGUUCUUUUCCAGCACAAUGACUGAACUAAAGGACUUCAGUGUCUAUGUAAGAACCAUUGUCCAAGCGACAGACCCUGUUGGAAGCAGAGUCUGGCCUGGCCGUGGGAAAUACCUACAUAUUUGACACAAGCCCUAUUUCUGAGAGAAAUGGGAUGGGAGAGAAACUAUGGAGAUUUUACUGUUACUUUAUAAUUAGUCACGAUCUGCCUAAUUUGCUUUGAUCAAAAAAGAUAAACUAAUUUUUCUAUGGGCUGGAUAAAAAUAGUUAGGAAGGUACGGCUUUCGUGUUAUUUCGAAGGGACUAACGGGGAUCAGAAAUUGUCAUUGUGGGGUCUACGUAUAUCUUUACGGCCCAUCUGGGAGCAUUGAUCAUUCAAAACAGGACACUGACACAGAAUAGGAUCGCCAUCUCAAAACAGCCUCAAGGGCUGCAGAGCAAUCAGACACCCAGGAAUCAGCCAGGAGUCUCUAGGCAGGGGCACAAGUAGCAAAGGGGGUUUAUAACCAGGCCCGUGUCAAGUAGUCCUGUUCUCUCCUGGGGACACCUUACCUUUGUAUGAAGAGAUACAAUUGGUUCCUUAAACUGUAUUGGUUGUUCCUACACAUCAGUCUGUUCUUCAAGAAAGUCGCUGGAAUGGUUGGCUCCGUUCAUUUGAACCCUAAGCUGCUGCUUCCCUAAACACACAGAUGUAGCCAGCCGUUGUGAGCGUACUAACCUAGGGUCUGAGAGGGUUGAGCUCUCAGAUGCUUUCACCAGCUGCCUGGCCAUGUCUGUGCCAGCGUGCAACCUCAGCCACCCUGCUUCCUCCUCCCCCACGUCUCUGAACCCCAAACACAAGGAGUUAUUAGAUAAGAAAACCAGAUUGCCGAGUAUGGGAUUCUAUUCUAUUUCUUUCAGAGAAAUCUACUAUUUAGUGUUCUUUGUCUUGUUGAUAUGACCUUCAUGUUACUUCCUUAACCAAACUGUUGUACUAGAUAUGAUAUCUGUGACCCUGCUGUAAAUUUAAUUGCUUUUUUUUUUUUUUGGGCUGCUAAUCUCCUUAGAUACCAAAGAGUGCAUUUCAGGUUGGGGUGCGAUAUCUCUAAUAAACUGAGUGGGUCUUUUUAAAAGGUUGGAAUUCACUAGGUUUUGAUCCCGUGUUUUGUUUCUCAAUUAGUUAAUUAAUUAACAUUAAUUAAAAUCUGCAGAAAGCAUUACUUCAGAAUAAUCACAAAAGAAGCUAUAAGGUGCAGGUUCAAGACCACUAUCCUGCUUGUAUUUUGUAAAUCAUUUCAAUUUAGUUAACACUGACUUGUGUGUUCCUUCUUUUUAAAAAGAAAUCUGUAACCGGCAAGUAUUUUAACUCCUUAAACGUUAUUUUAAAAGUUCUUGGCGCUAGCCAUGCUUGAGAAUGCAAAGAAGACAUUUUACUUUCUUGCCAGCAUCCCUAGAUCUGAAGGAAGAUGAUGGCAACUGGUUACAGACAAAAGAUCACCACAAGGCUUUGAAGAAGAGGCCUUGGAUGUUGUUGACCUUCCCUUCCUUCACCCACAAAAAUGAUAAUCUAUCACUGUCCACUGGGUGUGGGAUGAUAAGAACAGAACAGUGCACAAUACGAACCCAACUUGUAGGCAAAACCAACAUUGAGCGACAUCCUUAAAACUUUAAAGAGGGUUCUGGUGGUGAACCGGAGCUCCAUAAAAGAGAACUUGGCCAGGUUCCGGUGGUCAGAGGAUGGUUCCCUUAGAAAGGGAUGUUUAAUCCAGAGCCUUGAGGGCAAACUGGAGGGGAAGAUGAAAGAUGGGAAAAUAGUCUGAGCUAAGGUUUCCUACUGGAGUCCUCCCAGCUCAGUUCUCAUCCAUGCAUACCGUAACUGCAGUAAUCAUGUGGAGGUAAGGACCAGCAAGUGCCCUGUACUAGGGAGGUCUUAAACAUAGCGAACGCCCAGGGACAGGAUCCUCCCCUAAGACCUGACCUAUGAUCACCACAAGCCCUGUUGUACAAAUUAAAUGAAUGUUCUAACGAAGGGCUCUGCAGCUCUGUUCCAAUCUCACCGAUGUGCCUUCUGCCUUACUGUAUUGUAGCUUUACUAAGCACAACUCAUUUUCUCUCAGUACUUCUGAAACAUAACUAUGAAUUCAUUUCUUCGUACCAAUAGUCUGGAAGGAAGGGAAAUCAAGUUGUCUGAGUCUAUAUACAUUUUUUUUCUACCUUAAAUAGAAACACAAAACCCAGGAAGGUGGAAGCUGUGAGUAGUGGCAAGAUUUUAACUGUUCCUCCUGGAAUUCAAAGUAACUUUCCAGUUUUUGUUUGGGAAGAGGAAACCUAAGAACACACAGUUACUUCUUGGUUCAAUUAUUCAGCUAAGCUGUUUUUUAAUCAUCAACUGUCAGAUAGGUUCUAGAGUAGGAACAAAAGCAACCAAGCAUAUAGAAAAGGCCUCCCGUCUUUAGAGUUUGGUUGUUAACUGAGUAAGAGAGACAGAAAGACAAAAGUAGACAAUGGUGCUUCAGAAUGUGAAGUCUUGCACCAUUUGGUCAGUCUUGAAUCAAGAAUUGCCCUUGCAGGGUCAUGUUUGAGAUGCGUCAACUGUCAGUGCUAGUUUUAGAGUUACAGCUUUAAGAAGUGGGGGCUGGUUGGGGAAAUAGGUCACUAGGACUUUCUCAAUCCCGGUCCCAACCUGACCUGGAUACGAUGAACUAGGCUGUCUCUUGUAUGUAUGCCUUUGCUGACAUGAUGGACUACAACCCUGUGAGACUGUGAGCUGAAAUAUAUCUCCCUUGCUAUGUUGGGAAUUUCAGCACAGCGAGGCAAAAGCAAUACUAAAAAUCAGUACCAGAAAAGAGGGAUCGCUACUGUGAUUAAAUGUAACUAUGUGCCUCUUAGGUCUUUAAAAUUGGUUUAUAAAAGAGGAAUGCAGUGGGGUUGGGAGACGCAGGCUAGACAAGUCCUAGGAUGUUGUAAGAAGGAGCUUACCAAUUAGGACUUUAGAAGACCAGAAUGCUGGUAGGAAUGCACACAGUGAUGACAAGAGUCAUCAGGUUUCAGACGGGAACAUAACUAUUAGGGAUGGAAAGAGACGCCCCUGUUGCACUCUGGCAAAGAAUUUGUCUCCAUUCUAUCCAUGUCCUGGAAAUGUGACAGAGGGAUUUUUCAAGACAGCGUGAUACUCAGCCUGCAGAAGAGCUGUGACGUGUUAGCCAUCUCUAUGGUGAGAAUCUGGAGCCAAGAGGAGGGGUGGGAGGCAAGAUGCGAAAAGUACUAUGUGUGAGUCUCCCGCCAUAGACAGAGCAAGAACAGACAACCGUUACAACCAUUAGUACCAUUGAAGUGAAGCCAUCACGCCUGACACUGGAACAAUAGCAAAGGUGUUUUGGGGACAGAAUCCCACCUGUUGAAUUGAGAUCAACAAGGUAGUGCAAAAAGUAGAAAACCAUUUGAAAGACUUCUUUUCAAAGAGAACACUGAAGGAGGCUCCUCUGUCAAAAGUCCACUUACAAAAGUGAUUUCCCUGACUCGGACACUCAGAAGCCACCACAGCGGUGGUCCAAAAGGGCCUGGUUACUUCUCAAGAUGGUAGAGGAGCCAGCAUCAUCCAAGUGGUGCUUGUUUUAAAGGUAUGCAGACUGAAAGGAUCGCAGGGUUAUGGAGUCUUAUGCCAAGUUUUCGGAGAAACGCCUAGGACCCCAGGAAGUGUGUCAGAGGGUCGGAUUCCCUGGUACUCGUAAGAGAGAGCCGGCUGUGCAACUUUGAGGGGGGUUGCUUCUAAACUUGAAGUUGAAAUGUUUAAUAGAAAAUAAUGAGCAUUAGUUGAUUGCUGUCAGCGACAAAACUACUGCUAUAGACAACUUAAAACGAGGGAGGAUAAACUUGACCCACGCUUUGAGAAGUUUCCAUUCAAGUUAGCUGGCACCAUUGAGAGGCAGGACCUGAUGGUGGAAGGGUAUGUUGGGAAAGAGUGUCUCGUCUAAUGGCAGUCAUGAGGAAGAGAGAGGAGGGCCAGGAGCAAGGUAUGUCUUUCUAAUACAUGCCCCAGUGACCUUCUUAGUCCAGUUAGACUCCAUCUCCUAAUUUCCACCACCUCCCAGCAGCACCAUCAGGCUAAGGAUUCAUCAAGGGAUUAAUCGGUUGGUUCUGGUUGAAUCCUGUCAGUGUCUAGAAGCUACUUACCUGUCAAUCAAGUCUAACACAUGAGCCUGUUUUAUAUUUAAAUCCCAACACCCUGCUACAUAGGGACAGCACACUGUCUUCCAGAAGACUGGAUCCACAUAAGUAAAAGCAUAUAAAGGACGUUUCUCUCCCGGGGGGGGGGGGGGGUGCGGUAUUUUUCAGAUUUCCCGAAUGAUGCAAAAAUGGUUUAAAAUGAAGCAUGCCAACACACACACCCCCACAUCAUAUACACACAAACACAAACACACACAUAAACACACACACACACACACACACACACACACACACACUUCCUGAGAAGAAAAAUGGUACAAAUUUAGAGGUUAAUUUGGCUAAUGUAUUAAUGGCCCAGUACCAGUCACAACUUCUGCCUGCUAAAGAGAGUUUUCAGAGCCUUAUCCCAUGUGUUCUUCAAAUCAUGGGGCCCUGCACGGAUCUCCGAGAUUCUAAGGCUCUACACUUCUAUGUUCAGUAGCCAGUAGUUAAUUAUAUGCUUAAACGGUACCAUUUGCCCUUUCUGAUAUGUCAUCUGCAAAUGAGAAAAUGUAUCCAGCGCCCAUUUUAGUGCAAACAUUGACCUGGAUUAACGAAUAAGGAAACUUUACUUGUGCAUGAAUGCCUGACCACACUGAAUGUGCAGAUGUUGUAUGCCCCUAAACCAGGGGAAGCAGGGAAAGAAGAAUGAAACGGAGUUUAUUUCACGAGUGGCUUCCUUUCUCAGACUCGUCCACUUUCAAUUCUUUUCAUCUUAUUUCACGGUAACUUCAUUUCAAGCCAUCUUUAUACACCUCCCAUUUCCCAUGUGAAGCAGAGUUGAUUUCCUGAGCAGGAUGCUGGAGUCUGUAGGCUGCCUUUUCUAGACCAGUGGUUCUCAGCCUUCCUAAUGCUGUGACCCUCUAAUACAGCUCCUCACGUUGUGGUGACCCCCAAUCAUAAAGUUAUUUCAUCACUACUUCACAAUUGUAAUUUUGUUAUUAUUAUGAAUUAUAAUGUAAGUCUCUGAUAUGCAGGAUAUCUGGUAUGUGACCCCCAAAGGGGUCAUGACCCACAGAUUAAGAACCACUGGUCUAGACUUCUGGGCUUCCAAUGACCUCUGACCCUACCUCUUCUCUCGUGUCUCAGAAGUGACAUACCCUGUCUCUUUUCAAAUCUUAUCUUAAAGUUGUCAUUCUAAUCCCCUUCCAUUCCGGGGACCCAUAGCUUAUUCCUUGUACAAACUAUUACUGAGCAUAUGCUGCACAAGUUGCUAUGGGAGGACGCAAACAGAGAAAUUAUCUACCCACCCUUUUGUAAAAGUUUGCAAUGAAAAAGGUUGGUGGUGUCCCAACAGUAUUAAACUGGGUAGCCUCCCUUGCUGCUGUCAGGGGUGAUGUCUCUGUAUCCCUUUAGUCCCUUUCUGUCCCCUAUCUGCCAUGAUGUCUUGGUGCCAAGCAUAGCACCUGACAUGCUGACAAGUCACAUAAGCAUCUAUAAAGAGAGAGGACCAGCAGAGACCUCCAAUCAAGAGGCGAAUGCUUUGUACUCUGCUCUGCAAUUUCCUCAGACCGUUUCCCCCUUUUUCUUCUUCUCUGCCACUGUUCUUGAAAGGGAGACUAGACUCAAUGCCACUGUUUCAUGACCACCACCACCCUCACUCUUUCAUCCCCUUUGAGACCCUGAGACCAGCCUGCCGUUCCCAUCAGCCAUUCAACUGAAAUCGCCUUCCUUAAAGGCUACCAGUGGUUUCCCGUCACCAAAUCCAGACGGCCAGUUUUCGGCAGUCCAUCUUCCAAGCCGGCUGUGAAACACCAGGCUGCUCUCCAUCCAUCCAUCCCUUCCUCCCCGUCCCGAGCAGAGUGGGGCAAAGGUUCUGGCUCCAGAUAGUAUGCAUUUUGGAAGGUGUCAUGUCUGGGUAUGGCCACAGUUCAAAGUUCAAUUUCCUUAUCUGUAAAAAUGGGGUUAAUAAAAUAUGUCACUUGUGUCUGGCACACGACUGCUCUGCCUUCCGAUUCCUCUCUUUGACCCCUCUCUUUUCACACAUGCUUGCUCUGCUGCCAAACUAGAGCUAACGAGGUCACAUCGCUUACGUGGGGAUCAGACACAACAGAGCCCUGCUUGCUUUCUUUCUUGUUUAAAAAAAAAUUAUUAAUUUUUAUCUAUAUGAGUACACUAUGACUAUCUUCAGACGCACCAGAAGAGGGCAUCAGAUCCCAUUACAGAUGGUUGUGAGCCACCAUAUGGUUGCUGGGAAUUGAACUCAGGACCUCUGGAAGAGCAGCCAGUGCUCUUAACCACUGAGCCACCCCUUCAAGUCCCCGAGUCAGCUCAGGACAUGCACAACUGCAACUGUGCAGAUGCUUGGGAACCUGAGAGUCUGACAGCCCCUGUGUACCAUGGUCCCUAACUAGCUGUCAUUUAAUAACUGUUUAUCCACCGUCUUAGUGUCUCUUCCUUAGAAGAAUGAAGUGCUGGCUUCAUGUACAGCUAAGGUGCUCACCUCUAAAUGGUAUGAUUGUUCCCUUUCCGACCCUGUGGUGCCACGUUUUUCCAUCCAAGUUCCCAUCCAUUGUUCAUACAGAUUGGACUGAACCCUUCUUGUAUUUAACUGUCCGUAUGACCCCCUCUUGUCCUCUAGCUGAAAUGGCUCCGUUCCCACCUCCAUGUAGGGAACUGUGCCAGGCGUCCCCCAAGUGCCAUCUCCUCAUCCACAGCUGGGGUACUCGCAUGCCCACCACUGAUGUUGGAUAUUGUCUCUUAGACCCCUAAAGUUUUCUCCUCACUCUUCCCUGCCCCACCGGUUUAACCCUUACUCAUUACCCAGUUGUGCUUUCCUCUGGCUUAGUCUUAGCCAUGCUCUACCUUAUUAAAGACAAGCCAUACCUAAAUGUGGUUCGAUUUGUCAACCCCAGAAUCUUCACCCAGGGCUUCACAGCACUUCACCCAAACAUCCCAAGUAAUAUUAGAUGUCCCAUCUGCCAGCCAGUCUGCAGGGCAAAUUCCUGCCAAAGCACCUGAGCCUGUACGGGGCUUGCACUCUAAACUGAUUGCAUCCCUAGCUAGAUGGAUUUUAUAUGUUAACCUUAAAUGAACAAAAAAUUUAAAAGAAAUCAACUCUUAGUAUGUUGCAGCACACUCAGUCACUUGACAGACGAAGGAACUUUCCAUAAUCAUUUGCAUAUAUUUGCAUAUUUCCCUCCAGUGCACUGGUUCAUAAUGGCAGCAAAAGAUCCAGGACCACUGAGGUGUGUUUAUCACCAUGUUCCUGGGUACCACCCAUAGUGACUUUGAUUUGGAAAAAAGACUUAGCACAUGUUCUUGGGCGACAUCACAGGUGCCGAGGGUUGCUGACUGCAUACUCUUAUUCUUGGUGUUGUUAUUGUCUUUUGUUGUUUAACAACACAUAAAUUGUUGGGGUUUUUUUAAUUAAUUAGCUCUUUGAUGAUUAAACAGACAUGUUUAAUGCAUUUCUUUACUCUUCCUCUCCUCUCUUGUCUCCUCUCACAUUUCCUAUCAACCAACCACAUCCCUGUUCCUUUCUCAGACUCAUGACUUUGGCUUAAUCUAACCAGGGCCAUCUGUGUGAUCAGGAUUGUCCACUGGAGCCUGGCAGACUCACUAGAGUGGGCAUACGAUUGAAGCCGAUGGCUCCUCGAUGGACAAAAACUAGUCUAGCAGUGAGACAGUGUCCCCCGAGCCCUCCAUCUUUGUGCUUGGCUUUGAAUUGUGCAGGACGCAAACAGAUAUCUAAGGAAGUAACCCAGAGUAGAUUCUGAUGGUCCAUGUUCUCACCUAGGCUCACCUAGGCUUCGGUGUCAGAAACAUUUGGGUCGGAGGGUGCCAGACUGACACAGAGAAGGAUUGAAAGAGAGGAAAAAAUCACACUGAGUUAAGAAAAUCAGGAUUGUUUCAUACACACUUCAAUUAUGAGUCUAGAGUAGACAGAAAGGGAAACGUUCCAAGUCCAUAUAAUUAAAGUGACUUUUAACAGGCUAGAGGCCAAGGAGGACAUUUGUGUUGUUUGAACGAGUACAUCCAUAAUUGCUUCAUUUAAGCAAGAUUAUUUGAUAUUAAGAUGCCGGGAAUUUUAUUUUUUAUUUUCACAAAGACGGGGAUCUUCCUUGGCUUCCUUCCUCUACUUAAAAAAAUGCUGUAUCCCAGAAUUUUUCUUUAGUUCACAAGAUAUAUCCUCAGAACACUACUACAGGGGUUCACCCCCAUCUCCCAUUCAGCCAUAUAAACCUCGUCUCUUCUUGCAUCUAUAUUUUCUUUGUCCAUGAGGUCGGGCCUUGUGAUUUAACACCUGGAAAAGCACGCUUUUUAAUUCCUCUAUUAGAGACUUCCCUUGGAACACCCUCUUCAGGUAACACAAACUGAUUAGCUGGAAGUGGGAAAACAGUCUCUAGUAAUCCACAGUGGAGAGGUUAUCAAAUGGCCACUUCCUGACACCUUGGGAGAAUCUAAAUAAAAAUAACUCAGCAGCCGAGCCGGCAGCAGUGAGGAUGUUUUGCUGGCCUUGAGUCUUAAGAAGCAGGAGUCGCACCUGUCCCAUCCGCCUUGGCAUUGCGCAAUGUCUAGCACGCGGUUAGAACUCGAUUGAAUGAGAUAGUUUUUUAACCAGCACUGCACCUGGGAAGGUUGGCAGGCUGCCACCAACCAGAAGGCUGUUGUUCUUCCGUGAUUUCUGUGCCUUUAUGUAGAAGUAGAAAGUCAUGAAUUACAGCAUCCAGACAGACUGCUAUGAGGAUUAGCCAUUGAAUAGAACAGUUUUUUUUUCCUGUUUGUGUUUUUUUUAAUGAGGAUAAAAUAUACCAGCCUAAUCCUACUUUAUGAUCUCAGCAAGAGAAUGGAAGGAGCCCAGAGGACUAAGCAACUAUGUUACUUCUGUAUCAUCGACCCUGAAAGGGCUUAACAUUCCUUCAUUUCAUUUUAGCAAAGAGUUUCUUUCAUUAGAGGGGGUUCAGAAACAUUUCACUAAACUCCCGAUCAGUUCUGACUGCUCGUAAAUAUUGGCUGGGCGCAGAACUGAGGAUGUUUUGUGGAGUAAAGUCACCCCAUGUUGACACUUUUAAAUCCGAUAGGAACGAGGCGGAGAAAUGGAUGGUAAAUGUGGCGGAUGAAACUUAAAAACUACAAACUUGUUUGGAGAUUAAGGAGGGAAUAGAAAAAGACAUCCUGCAUCUAAGAGUCUUCCUGAGCACUCUAUUUUGCAGUUGGGAUCUCUGCAAAACAAGAGCAUAGCUUCUACACCUGAUUUAUCCUCUCCCCCCCCCCCGUCUGUCUUGGGAUUUAACGAGUUGUAUGUAAGAGAGAAAUCUGGCACGCUCUAAUGAAUUGAAGAAUUGAGAUGCUUCCCUUGGUUUCCAAGGUCUGGCUGUCAUUCUUGGCUCUUCCAAAUUUAAAGAAACUAGAGUUAGGAACAUAACUUUGGCUCUUUUGAGAGCUCCAUAUUUAGCAAAACUGGUACCAUUUUGUCCUUGGAAGUAAAAUGAUCACAGCUGGCUUUCAAGUUGAUCUUGAGUGAUAAUGAGGGUUACCGAGUUAUUUAUUUGAGGUGGGGUCUGAAUACUUGGAAGAUGAUGAAGGCCAAAAAAGAAAAUAAUGUGUAUCUAUCUUUGAAAAAUGAAAAUAGCUACCAGUUACGAUGUGCCAGUUUUCACAUAUGUUAAUUUAUUUAUUUCUAACAUCAAAACAGUGAGGUUUGCUUCUAGUCCAUAAAUAACGAAAUCAGAGAGUUGAGGAAUUUUCCAGGAUUUCAAAUGUAAUGAACAGUGAGGAAGUAACUGAACAGAGAACUGUCUAACCCUAAAGCUGAUGCGUCCUCUAAGGGUCCACAAAGACUUUCCAAAUGUCAACUUGGCCUUAAUAUUAGCUGUGGUGACCGUUUUAACUGUCUUUUGGAAAAUUUGAAGUUAUGUUAAAUGUGGUAAGGGCAAUUGUACAGUUGAGAAAGUCUUGUUCAAUAUUAUACUGGUGAGUCCUUUUUACGAUAACUUUUCCAUGAAGAACUGGGGAAAUAAUAAAUGUCAUAGGACUCAGUCCUAAAGAUUUGGACUUGCUUGUUAUUGUUUGCCCAUUUGUGUGCGUGUGUGUGUGUUUACAAAUGUGUAUUCAUGUCAGAGCAGGAGCAUGCACACCCAGAAGCAGCUAGCUGACAACAUUGGGUAUCAUUCCUCAGGCACCAUACACCUUAUAUUUAAAGACAGGGAUCCCUCAAGGGUCUGAAACUCACCAAGUAAGCUAGCUGACCAAUGGGCCCCAGGAUUCUCUUUUGUACACCUUGCCAGCACAGCAAUGACAAAUACAAGCUAACUCAUUCGGCUUUUUACAUGGGUUCUGGUGGUAAAACCCAGGUCCCCCAAGCUUACAAAGCAAGCACUUCACCAACUGAACCAUCCUUGCAGCUCUUUGAUCUAACUUUUAAUACCUGCUUUAUAGACGGUUGGUUGGCAUGUCACCCAUAUCUCUGAUCAUCACAACCUUUCUGUGGAAGUCAAAGUGACCCGGUCAUUCUGUCCAGUGCUGUUUAUUAACUGCGUGCAAUUUAUGGAUAAUUAGUGACCUCCAAAAAUAUCUUAAAAUUAUAUUUUUAUAUGAUUAAGAUUGGUAUGUCAUGACAGUUUAGCAGGUCACGUGGCAAUGCCAUGAGCAGUCAUUUUAGUUGCCAAAAUCCUAAACAUUGUACCCAGAAACUACUUUUUCUUUCAUGGGAAUUCAGUAUCUCAUCCUCUGGUCCCUAAAUGGCCAUCCUUUACAUUUCUGAGGUACUAAAGCUUUGUGUCAUUAAUGCAAAAUCUGCAUCCAAGAUUUCUCAGAGCUUUAUUGGAAUUCUUAUUAAUUCUCGCAGGAUUUCGGUAAAGUUGAGACAGAUGCUUUUAAACAUAGAACAAAGGACAUUAGGUAAUAUUGAUAUCUGAUCAACAAAACCACGGGGGAGGGUAGUUUUAAACUGAUCGUUAAAUGUUUCUAAUGCUUUUGUCCUCAUCUAUUUUAAUUUUUUUCUGUUUUGGGUGACAGAAACUGCUGUAAACAUAAAGAAAAAACUAGUAAACAAGACAAGACACAGACAGUUGCAUGUCCUGGAGCAAAAGGGCUGCAACACUUAGAUAACUAAAUAAGACCUAGGCGUGACAUGCUAACAAUUGCCCAGUUGAGUUGUCCACCUAAGGCUUCAGUCUGAACUGACUAUAUCUGGUAGAGAAGAGAACAACUGUGAAAUGUGGAGGAACAGGACCUUGAGCAACUGACUAAAGAACGUCUCCACUCUAGGCUUUGUAGCAAAAAAAAAAAAAAAAAAAAAAAAAAAAAAAAAAAAGGUUGGCACACAGUUACAGAGUUGAAAUAACAACCUGUGAACCAUACGAGGAAAAAUGGCUCAAGGUCUCUCAGUCUUGAAUAAGCCUUCUAAUGAAGGCAUUUAUCUAAACUCUGAAGCAGUUUUCAGUAGUCCUACCCAAAGCCUAAUGGGAAAAGUCGAAACUCUGAGUUGGCCUAUUUACAGAGACAGUUUCCAAGAUUGACUGAUGGUUGACAAAUGCCAUUUAAGCAUUCAGGGUCAGCUUUAUGCUUUUGAAAGGGUCUUAAGAGAAAAAUCCUCCCCACUGUAGAAGAUGCCCAUAAAGUAUUCCUGAGAUGGGCUUGAGGCACAAGGGCUGUGCCUGUGGUGAAUUCUAUCUUUUAUUUAUUUAUUUAUUGAUUGAUUGAUUGAUUGCUAUUUCUUUGCAGAGUUCCACAAAUGCAAGGCUCAAAAAAGGAGGGCAGCGAGCCUUCCUGUAAUAUACCUCUGUGUGUAAUAUACCUUCUAUGUAAUAUACCAUAUGACCCGGUGUGAUUUGUCAGUUAGGGUUCCAUAAACUCUUUCCAGACAAUUGUACACAAACAGGAUAGGUUUGUUCAGUUUCUUGCUGUUAAUAUGGAAUUGUAAUAGCACACACACACCCUCCCCCACAUCCAAACCAAUAUGUAACAUUGUCCAAGUAAGGUGUUUGGAUUUUUUUUUCAGCUUUCAUAUUUUCGUCUGGCGUUAAUUUUUAUUUAGAUUAGAAUGUAGAUUAUUUUAGAUUUAUAUAAUACCAUUGCCUAUAUAUGUGUUACUAAUCAUAUUUUUGUUUGGAAAGAAGUUUUGUUGGUUUCUUUGUUGUUUCUGUUGUUGUGGUGCUACAAAUUGAACUGAGCCUCAAGCCCAGAGCAGCUACAUUCUCGCCCGUUGAGCUGCAUCCCAACCCUGUGAAUCAGAUUUUACUCAACAGAGGCAGUAUUUUCUUCCCAGUUUCAUUCUUCUGUGCAUUGAGUCACUGGGGUUUGUGGAUGUGUGUUUGGGGGUGGUGGGAAUGCUCAAUCUAAAAAGUAUCAAAUUCCUGCAAAUUAUAUCAAACUGUAUCUUCCUAGAGCAAAAGUCUAAAUGCAGUUUUAAUUUAAUGUAUCCAGUUGUAAUUCCUGUUGAAAUUACUCCCACUUCAUCCUGUGUCCUCUCCAAGCAUUUGCCAGUGAAAUCUGGAGCUGAUUUCAUGAGCAAGACGCCUGUGCCUCCUCCCAUGAUCCCAAAGAGGUGUGAGGUGAGCCAUAGUUGUGUUGGACAGGCCUGUCACUGCCACAGACCCCAUAGAAAUUAUGGGGUUCUAGAGCCCUGGCCUUGAUUGCCCAUUUCCCUGAGCUACUGACAGUGAUCUGACAGGAGGCGACACUGGCACAAAGAAGCCAAGAGGAGGCAGGAGACAGGAGAGAGGCUGGAGCUGAGAAACUAAGAGAAGCCAGUGAAGUGAAAGCUAAAAGGUUAAACACAUGAAGGCUUCCCAGCCCACAGUCUGUCAGCCACUCCUCCCACAAACCCUGGAAGCAAUGCCCCCCUCAGCUGCUGUGGAAACAACUAAAGACCCAGUGCCACACAAGAAGGCAGGGUUUUUGCAAGGCACCACAAGCCCAGGCACAUCAGCCAGUUCCUGCUCCUCCUUUCUUACCUGGAUGAUUGGCAGCCACUCCCUGUGGGUGGCCUGUCCUCUGGUUCAACCUCCAGGCUGCCACCACCAAGGCUGAAGUUAAAACCUUCAUGGACUCUGCUCUACGCACAAUGCUAGAGUAUCCACAGAGAUCUUAGUACUGGGUCGUAAACUAUGAGACAUCACUGUGCCGUUCCAAUUCCCUUUCAGCUCUUCUGGCUUCAUCAAAGAGAAAGUUUCCAUGAGAUAAGCUUGACCUUCAACACCUCUCUCAGACCCACCAGCAUCUCUUAUUACCAGCUCCAGGCUUGGCUUGGUCUCUAACUAGAAACUUGAGAAAAGCUUACUUAGGUUGCUUGGUGUCCACUGUAGCUAUUCAGUUCCCCUCUGCUUAUGACAGAUAAUAUUGGCUUGUCGUCUGCAGGUAAUAAUAGACGUUUCCCAUUUCAUUUAAUCGCUCUGGGUGCUCUGAAUUACCAUCUAUCUGUAUAUCACAGCGUGCUGCUCAGAUCUUGUUGUGCAAGAGACAACUCAAGAGAUGAAAGGUUCAUUCAGGAUCGCAGAUUCGGGGACCUCAGCACUGGGUUCUGUCGCUUCUGGGAGGUGGAGUACCAUGGAGAAGAGAACUCGAUAGAGUAGACCCGAGGUAGAAACCAGGCUGAGAGGGGGGUGGAGAACAAGGUCUUUCUUUCCAUAGCAUCCUUCAAUGGUGUACUUCCUCCAAGUAGGCCUCACAACCUAAUUAUUUACCACAUCCCAGUGAUGUCAUCGUAUUAUAAGUACAUCAGGAAAUGAAUCCAUUAAUGAAGGCAGAGAGCUUACCAGCUGGACAGUAGGCCUUCACCACAAGAGCCUUUGGGGUCAUUUUAUUUCUUAACAAUAGUAUACGUACUGUCUCUUACACAUGUGUAAGUAUGUACUCUUACGUAUGUAAUGUGUAUGUGUGCUUACCCACCUUGUAUUGAACCCAGAGCCUUGGGCCUGCUAAGCAAGCAUCACUGAACUUCAUCCCCUUGCUAAGACAUGGUUUUGCCAUGCAGCCCAGGCUACCCUUCUACUACCUGUAUCCACCUCCCAAGUGCUAUGAUUACAGGUGUGUGUCACAAAUACAGUUUUAACACAAAGUAAUCCAACUCUAUUCUUUUAUAGCGAAAUAAGGAGUUGGUGGGCACUAAGCAAUGAGCAAAGGCCCACGCUUCUCACACCAUUUAUAGAUCCUGAUAUAAUCUUACCCCCACCCCAGUCUGUCUGCAGAUCAACUUAGCUCCAUGUGCUGGGUCCUCCCCUACCCCCCAAUGGAUGGAGCCGAUGUUCUCCCCGCUGCCAUGCUGCCUUUCAUGCAAUUGUCCACCUAAGUCCUUCUUCUUCAUCCCCUAAGGUCCUGCGCAAGAACAGAGAAUCUCGACAAAGCCAGUCUGCCCCAUAAGUGUACCAGUCCUACCCAGGCUACCCUUAGCUGAAAGAGGGUCCUCACCGUGGAGUUUACACAGCAUCUUGGCUACAUCUUAAUUCAGUCCUUACCUCUUCUGUGGCUUCUGAAUUACAUUUCUCCUGCUAUCCUAUAAAUUCUACAAGGGCAAGAAAUGUGUUCAGAUCCCUGACACACUUGCCUGGCCUGUAGUAUUCAGUAAAUGGUAGGUUAAAGUUUUUUAAGUUUCUUGUUUUUUGUUUUUUUAAAUAGGGAAGGCAAAUAGUCAGAGAUGUCAAAGCACCAAAAUUUAGCAUUAGUAUAACACAUGAUUUAAAAAUAAUACGAUUUCCCUUAAAUACUAAAAAGUGAGUUCAAGGGUCCACAAGUUGAUGAAUGGGUAACUGUGUAACGUGACCAUGCAGUAGGAUGCUAUUCUGCAACCAAAAGGAACUAAACUGAGCCAACCUAAACGAACAUUCUGUGUGGUUCUACCUACACAGGGUGUAGAGAACAGACCAAUGUAUGGAUCGGAGCUAGAGUGGGGGUGGGGUGGGGAAAUAUUGGCUAAUGGUACAAUGAGCACAAGGUUUUACUUUGGGGUGAAGAUUUUAUAAUGAUAGAUUUUUAUGCUGAUCAAACAACUCUAUGUACCUGUGGAAAAACAAUGACUUUUAUACUUUAAAUAGAUGUACUAGUCAUGUCUGAACAUGGCUUCUCAGCAAAGCCUUUUCUAUUAAAGACCGAAGUCUCUAAGCAGUAUUGCUUGGAUUUGAAUUCUCUGUAACUUACCAGUCAUGUGGUCAUGUGUAGGAUAAUUAAUUUCAUUGUGACUCAGUUUACCUCUUGUAGAAAAGAGGUGAGGCUAGUCCCGACAUAAAGGAAUAUUAUGAAAGCUGAGUAUGGCCAGCUGGUGAAGUGGUAGCACUCGAGAAAUAUUAGCUGUCACUAAUUGUAAAAGAUUAUUACAAGUGUGCCCUGUACUGCGAGGAUGUGCCUCUCUAGCACAUUUGUCAUAUUGUGUCAGAGUUCUUCCAAAUAAUGGUGGCAUGCUAAACAUUCUGGCAUACACAUGCAGUCUCACUACUCAGGAGGCUAAGGCGGGAGGAUUGUGUCUAAAACCAGCCUGAUCUACCAAGCAAGACCCCGUCUCGAGAAAGGGAAUGAAUGAAAACGGUAAUUUCCCUUGUAGCACAUAUAAUAUUCUUAACUAUAAACUAUCCUGGGCAUACUGUAUAUACCACAUAAUAAAAUGCAUAUGUGCAUACACAUCUAGCAUGAUGCCAUGGAUCCUCAGUACCAACUCAUGAACACAUUAUAUUAACUCUAUCUCAACAUGAUUAUCCGGAAGAACUAGGGUUAGCACCACUUUACAGAAAAUAAGUCAUUCGGGUUUCUGUGUUUACUGCAUGUCAGGACUGAGACCAUAUGAUUCCCCAGGUCAGUUUUCUCUUCUGAACACACACACGAACAAGCACACACACACACACACACACACACACACACACACACACACACACACACACUUAGCAAAUACAGUGACUCAACCCCAGAGAACUACCUGAGGCUAUGACAGGCUCUACAAUGCUUCCCUUAUUAAAACACAUUUCCCAUAUCCACGGGCACUCCUGUCUUGUCAGAGAGCUUACAAUAAGAAAUAUUCUUUUGAAAUGGAAAAUAGGCAGGGCCUUUGCCAGGAGAACGCUAUUAAACAAACACAACUGAGAAAGAAUAAUCCCGGGAGGUCUGUACCACGAGGUGUGAUCCUUGUCUCUCAACAGUAGCAUUAUAACAUUGUUCAAAAACUACAGGCUGAAGGAGAGCAUACGGCAUCUGACUUCAAUCAUUUCAGUCGGUGGGCAAAAAAAAAAAAAAAAAUGCUGUGCCUGUGGCACAUGUACACCACAGCGCGAGCUGAUGAUGUGAAGCACAUUGUAUGAUCAAAAAGGACAGAGCGAAAGUAAUCCUUAGUGAGCAGCUGAGUUCACCUGGAGCAUCUGGGUGUAAACUCCACAGCUUCCAAUAGUCUCUCAUGGGACUUUGUGAACUCCUAUGUGAACUCUAGAUCAAUGUACAUCCAGUAUAUCCUACAUAAUUCAUAGAUGGUUACUAUCAUAGUUUAGUGUUUAAUUCCCGCUAAAGCUCCCCUCUCAGAGAGAUGAUAAUCUAGUUUGAGGGAUGGGAUAUUUUUAAACAGUAUCAUGGUUUUUUUAUUGUCUCUUGUUUUGCCAGUAUUUAUCACGAGUCUGACCCAUGUGAAGUUGUCAAUAACUGUUGGUUAAGUGAACAAGUAAAUGAGUGAGUGAGAUCAUUUUGAAGUCACAUAUCAUGUUUAUACACUUUCCAACACUGUAAAGACUUUCAUCAUUAAUAUUCUGAGUGGGAGAGUGAAUAGACUUUCAAUGAGUUAGCACAGCAAUCUGAAUUUUCAGAAAGAGUCUGGAAAAUGAAUAGUCUUUUCCAUUAAUUCCUACUCUCCUUUCUGAUUAAUUCAUGUUGUUAAGAUUUAGUUAAGAAAAAAAAUGGCCAGGGUUGAUGAGACAGCUCAGUAGGUAAAGGCACCUACCAACAGCCUGCCUGCCUGAGUUCGAUCCCCGGACAUCCCUGGGUCAAAGAGAAGGAUCUCAUGCAAGUUGUCCUUUGACCUUCACAUUGGUGUGUGUGUGUGUGUGUGUGUGUGUGUGUGUGUGUGUGUGUGUGUGUAUACACAUAUGUGCAGACUCACACACACAUCAUUUAGAGUAAUACCUAAAAUCAUAGUUAAUUACAAAAUUCAAUUAUGAUGUUUGACAGAGUAAAUAAUAUUAUUAUUAUCUAUGAAAUAAAUGAAUUACAAAGCAGUUGUCUAUAUAUCACUAGAUACUGAGGUAAUACAUUCUAUUCUCAGGUAUGCAGCCAUUAAAAAGGGAGAGUCAGUUUGUUGACAUGCAGAACAGUGGCAAGACCUCACUUAUUCAACGGCGGCUUCAUAAAACAACUCAGACAGGAGAUGAAACUCAGAGUGCCAAAUGAUACCAUCCAAAUCCCACAUGCUGAAGUCUCGUCAAACAGGAGCUCUAGGCUCACUUUCUUAUUUGAUCUCCUUUGUCCAUCGUCCUAAUAAAUUCAAUUAUUUGGCUUCUGUAUCUCUACGUAUAUGGAUAUAGAUACAUGUUGAAUUGACACCACGAUAAAGAUCAACUAUAAAAAAAAAAGUCUUUCAUUUGUCACUGGUAUCUGUAAGACUUGUUGAGUAACAACCCAACCAAGAGCAACAGAGGAAGAUUUUCAAACAACCACCAAAACAGCACAUGAGACUACCUUAGUAUAUGAAGCAAAGAAUCCUGCAGUCAUCAUUAGUCAUUCUGAAUGGUCCAGAGCAGGUAAAGAUGUCUGUAUGAUGGCGGCCGAGAAUGAGAAAGAGAAUUUCAAAUGCUCUUUUUCAAAGACAUUAAAAAAUACAAAAAAAAUUAAAAGUAUAUUGCUGAAAUUUUAACACUGAAAAUAUCUAGACAUUUUGAAAGGUCCGCAUCUAUUCAGGUGGGAAAUCUAUACCUACAGGUGGACAUCUGCCUUAAGCCCACUGAAUGAAUUACAGAAUUGUUUGCCUUGGCAUUUAAGGUUUAUUAAUGGACAGCCAGUUCAUUUUGGAAAAUCUUUUAAAAUACUAUCAUUAAUUUAAAACAGUACAAAGAUACAUGUCGAUAGACUCUAGAGCAUGCCUUGCCUGUGUGCAACUUUACAGGACAAAAUAAGGAAAACUUAAUCACUGUAAGUUAUAGAGGUUUUUUUUUUUCCUCCCAGAGGACACUAAGAAACAUAAACAACAUAACAUUAUCUGCAGCAGCAGUUCUCAACCUUUCUAACACUGUGACCCUUUUAUACAAGUGGUCAUGUUGUAGUGACCCCCAACCGUAAAAUUAUUUUUAUUGAUACUUCAUAAUUGUAAUUUUGCUACUGAUAUGAAUCAUAAUGUAAAUAUAUGAUAUGUAGAAUGGCCUCUGUGAAGGUUGGUUAGACAACUUCCCAAGGGGUUGUAACCCACAGUUUAAGAACCAUUGGUCUACCAGAACUGGGCUAAUAAAAAGUGCAUUGUGCAAUGCUUUUUGUUAGGAAAAAAAGGAAACAUUUAUCUCAGCACAAAGUUGCUUUUAAUCUUGAACAUUGCCUAGAGGAGACUGAAUUACCCUUGGCGUGUUCAGAGGCAGAAGACCCUGUUGGUAUCUCAAAGCAAAGACGGACAGUCUUAGGAGAGAGCACUGGGGCUUCUCUUCAAACUUGUCCUCAUCAAUGUUCUGAUCUUUGACUACCAGACCUCACAAGAACAGCUCAAGAAGUUUCUCACAGCUGGCCUGAGGAUACUCAUUCAAGUCUCCUAAGAAUGCAUCUAGAAAGAUUGUUCAACCACGAAAAUAAGAGAUGGGUGAGGAACUGUUUUCUUUGAAGUCUGUCGGUGUGUCUGAUCCAAAGCUAAUGUACAAUGUGUACAAAAAUGACCCAAAAUUCCAAAAUGUUCACUAUCAAGAAAGAGAACCACCUAAAAUAUAUGCACAAUCUCCAAAAUCAAAACAUCACUCCUUUUAUUGAAAGAGAGAGAGAGAAGAAAAGCUACUAAAGUGCAUACUCAGUCCAAAGAUGAUGUCAUUUCCCUACUUAAUGUCCCAGAGGGGCUCUAAGACUCUCCAGGAGAGCCUGGGCAUUGCACCAUGACUAGGAAGGCCAGCUUGGGGCUAGCUCUGACCCUUGAAGUUUUGGGGGCCUAACAAUGGGUCAUGUUGCAACAAAAGCGCUUCCACUCACUGACGCCAACUGAUCUGCAGUGUCUGGAAAGCAGCCCUCCUCUCCCAUGCUUCAGUGCCCUUCGGCAUGCUGUUCUCCUGACAGAAGUGCCUUGCCCAUUUUAGCCCUCCCUUCAUCCUAGCCAACACAUCUCAAGACUCAGUCAGCUCAAGUGCUGGUGCCUCUCAGAACACUUAACGUCAGGGAAGUGAUGAUAAAUUGUUUGAUGCAUGUGGAAAGAAAGUUGUUAUCAAGUUUUGAUGGAAGAAGUGAUUAAUUCCCAACCAGCCAAGACCUGUGAGAGGUUUUAUGAGAUGCUUCACGGGGUGACGGGCAAUGUGGGACUGAGAAAAUGAUGCCUUCGUGCUGUGAGCUCCUUUCUUCCUUGGACAUUUUACUUCCUGAAGUGUUCAGACCCCGAUGGCUGUGAAGAUUCUUUCUGAUAAGAUAGAAAACUUGCCAUUGAAUUACAGAACGAUAACCGGGGACUCUGUAAUUAGGAAGGCUAUACUCUUUACACUUUUUUUAUUUUAUUGUUAUUACGUAUGUCUGUGCAUGAUGUAGUGGGUACAUAGGCCAUGGCAUUCACACACAGGUCAGAAGACGGCUUUAAGGAAUUGGUCCUCUGUACCUUUGCAUGGGUGCUGGAGAUCAAAUUCGGUUAGGACAGUGUAUACUAUGAGCCCAGCCAGAUCAGUCAGGAAAUGGGGACAAAAUGGUCAACCAAAGUCUUUCUAAAAUCCCACCUUCUUUUACCAUUCCCCUUGUGAUGCUAUAAAAUGCCAUGUCAUCUAAGAAGGUGCUCCCCAACUAAUGGCAAUGUGUUGACAGUUUUAUGGAUAUGAAUUAAAGACAUGUUCUUCAGUCCCAUA